Dicentrarchus labrax (European seabass) is the source of this 2890-nucleotide messenger RNA. Its product is annotated as glycosyltransferase family 92 protein F13G3.3. The transcript has 5 exons. Bases 226 to 1560 code for a protein of 444 amino acids. Lineage: Eukaryota; Metazoa; Chordata; Actinopteri; Moronidae. The record is from RefSeq and is a predicted model, not a curated record.
GAUGACUACACACCGAGAUUAACAAGUCCAAUACAGGGAGAAGGCGCAGUAAGGAAGAGCAGAGAAUGGGAGACGUAAAGGGAGUCGGGGGUGGUGGUGAUAGGUGACAUCUGAAGACUCUAAAGACACCCCAGCUUGGGUUUUCAGUCGUCUUCCUCACACCAGGAGAGCGAACAGGGACUGCGCUUUAUCUCUGAGUUGGGAAUCAAUCUCGUCUGUGGCUGGAUGGACAAAACAAAAGAAUUAAGAAGGAAGUUCUUCUUCUUUUUCGUUGCUACCUCCGUCGUCCUCCUCUUCAUCACUGUGAGAGCACCUAAGAUAUACGGGUCGACCCCAAAGCCACUUGGGCCUCCAAAGAUUUGCCCCUUCCACAUCUCUAAGGAGACCAUCACCCCUCUCAACAAUACUAAGCACUUACUAAUAUCAGCCUUCAUGGACCAGAGAGUGAAUGGCUUUGAUAUACGCAUCAUUGGGUUAUUAAGGAAAGACUCCAUCCAACCUCUUUACUGUCUUUUCUGCUGUGUGAGCCACUUUUCAACUCCAACUCCAACUCAGAUUUUACAACACCCGGAAAGCUUUGGUUUUCCCUUCGUCACUACAGAUUUCAUGUGUCACGUUCCUCAAAACUGCAAUCCCACACAUGUUACUCUUUUGACUCAGCAAGACAAAAAUAGUGUAUUUAACCCAACUUGGCUUCCUAUAAGAAACAAAAAGACUGAGGGGAACAGGGAGAAAAAGUUGAACUUCACAGUCUGCAUCUCCAACCUGUUUGGAGACUACAACAAUGUGCUUCAGUUUGCACAGACGCUGGAGAUGUACAGGCUGAUAGGUGUGGACAGAGUGGUGAUCUAUAACACCAGCUGCGGCCCAGACCUCAACCGCCUGUUGCAGAUCUAUAGUCAGGAGGGCUUUGUGGAGAUGGUUCCUUGGCCCAUUCACAAACAUCUGAAUCCAUCUCGAGGCUGGCUCUUCUCAGAGAGUGGUGGGGACGUGCACUACUUUGGACAGAUGACCACUCUCAAUGAGUGCAUUUACAGAUCCAUGGACCGGUCCCGCUACGUCCUGUUGAACGACAUAGAUGAGAUUAUAAUGCCAUACCAACACAACAACCUGAUGUCUCUGAUGAACAUGCUCCAACAGCAGCAUCCAGAUACGGGGGUGUUCUUAAUUGAGAACCAUAUUUUCCCCAAGAUACAUUUUGAGCCAAGUGGGAAGUUUCACCUGCCUCAGUGGAACGGAGUGCCAGGGGUUAAUAUUCUGGAGCACAUCUACAGGGAAGACCCUGACCGAAGUCGAUACCACCCGCACAAGAUGAUCAUUCAACCGAGGAUGGUGGAGCAGACUUCAGUGCACGAAGUGCUCAAGAAUUUUGGACAACGAUACAAGGUUCCUUUGGAGGUUUGUCGGAUCAUUCAUGUCCGUGUGCCUCUGCGCGGGGGAUUAAAGGUGGAGCAGCUCAAUGUGGACAAACGACUGUGGGACUUCAGCGAUAAACUGAUUCCCAAUGUGGACAAACAACUGAAGAGAGCAGGGCUGCUAAAAACAGAGGGCCAGAGCUGAUGGAUGGACAGAUGGACUAACAUAAUGAACAUGUUAAAUCCGAUGAUGAAUGUACACCCUUAUUUCAAAUGAAUUUCAUUUUAUAUCUGGGCAGGGGAUGUGAAUAUCAUUGCCAUUGUUUUAUGCUGUAUGUUUUCUGAAAUGCUGUCUUAUUUUGCACUUAAUGGCCAUUUGAAUGACUCGAAUGCUGCUCAGUUGUCAAAAUUUAAAGAAUUUCAAGCACUGUAGAUAUACUAUGUGGUAUAACGGUUUAACGGCAGAACAACAAUGCCCUGCUAGGACAAGUUCACACGUGCUGACUAUCACCUGCUGACAAUUAACCACACACACUUCUUUGCUAUUGGUUGAGGCUGUGAGGCCUUGCGAUGCCUACGACUUUGCCAAAGUUCACUAGAAUUGAACUUCAAGCAAAGCAAGGAUGUAAAUUCACACUUGUGACCAACCGUGCCUAUGUCGCUGAGUCACGGCCACUUUUCAAAUUUGAGUCCCUAAUGGAAUAGAAGAGUUUUGGUUCGUUUUUCACCGGGAGAGUUUCAUGCAGUGUUUCAUGUCAUGUAACACGGUCAAUAAGACAAAUUAAUGAGACUUUUCCAUGUGGAACAAGAGGGCGCUCUGGCAGCAGUACACUUAUGAUCCCACUUUGCAAAUCCAUUCUGUUUGAUUCUUACAUACAUCUUAAAGACUUUCACUGUGACUAAAACUCACUAGAUGUCAUUGCAUCUGAGAUUCAAGUUGAUUUCUACAGGACACCGCAAAGUUGGGGUUAGACUGAACCACGGGUGCCGUUUAAACUACAGCUAAGGACACAGCAGUUAAUGGAAUGAGAGAGCAACAUCAGCCCCACCAAGUGAACACAUUUAAUUUUAUUUUUGUAUUCACUCUCCUUUUUUCUCUUCUAUUGGUCUCCACCAACUCCUGUAGGAAAUAUCUGGCUCCUUAGCUCUGGUCACAAGCUAGUCAUUAACCUUGUCUGUCUGCCAUUUGCUGAGUGCUGAGUGUAACAGCUGCCUGCUGCUGCCAGAAGCAAGGGUUAAUGAGAGACUGAACCAAGUCUGAAAGUUGGGGGCUGUGAAACAAAAACAGUGAGCUCAGGGGAAUUCUGUGUAAUAUAUAUAUUUAAAAUAUUUGUCCUGGCAAAUAUGCUGUACCUAAUGGAAAUACAAGAGUAUUAAUAGCUCAUUGUUUGUGUAAGCACCUGGUUAAAUGACCCUGUUGUCUUGGGAGUGGAGGAGGAUUCAAAUGUUUAUAAUUCCCUCAGGAUAUAUGUGUUAAUUUAUUUACCUUUCAUUUUUAACUGGCUCAUUGUGAAAUAAAAAGCUCAUGUUUCCGA